Lactuca sativa (garden lettuce) is the source of this 636-nucleotide messenger RNA. RefSeq names its product histone H2B.3. The record is from RefSeq and is a predicted model, not a curated record. Gene Ontology annotation, molecular function: DNA binding; protein heterodimerization activity; structural constituent of chromatin. Gene Ontology annotation, cellular component: nucleosome. Lineage: Eukaryota; Viridiplantae; Streptophyta; Magnoliopsida; Asterales; Asteraceae.
UCUUUCCAUCAGCACACAACCCUUUCUCAUUUUACAGAUCUAUCAAACGCAAAACCAAACACCACCGAUCGCAAUGGCACCAAAGGCGGAGAAGAAGCCAGCGGAGAAGAAGCCGGCAGCGGAGAAAGCUCCAGCAGAGAAGAAGCCCAGAGCCGAGAAGAAGCUUCCGAAGGACGCCUCUUCGACUGAUAAGAAGAAGAAGAGGAACAAGAAAUCGGUGGAGACCUACAAGAUCUACAUCUUCAAGGUUCUGAAGCAGGUUCAUCCCGAUAUCGGAAUCUCAAGCAAAGCUAUGGGGAUCAUGAACUCGUUCAUUAAUGAUAUCUUUGAGAAGCUUGCACAGGAGUCGUCAAGGCUCGCUCGUUACAACAAGAAGCCAACUAUUACUUCAAGGGAAAUUCAGACUGCUGUGAGACUUGUUCUUCCUGGUGAAUUGGCCAAACAUGCCGUGUCUGAAGGUACUAAGGCUGUAACUAAGUUUACUAGCUCUUAGAGUCGUAGACGUUAGGGUUUGGUACUCUAUGCGUCGUAAAUUUAGGUUUAAAGUGCCGUCUUAAUGUAAAAAACCGAAUCGCAGAAGUAGCAAAAGUUUGUAAUGAUCCGGUUAUAAAUGAUAUAAUGAAUUAAGUUUAAUAA